AUGUCUUCCAACUUACCAACUCGCCGUGUAACGCGGGUUACCCGCACGGUGGUUCAGAAGGACAGCGAGAAUGCUAAUGCCCGCCCAUCUCGUAUUAUCUCCCGUGUGAAGCCCCCAUCCACGUCUGCCAUUCCUGCUCCCACCGCCACAGCCCAAUCCAGAGCCUUGGGCGCUACCGCGGCUUCUCGUGCAAAGGUCGGGGCCAACGAUGAGAACAAGGUCGAUCUUGCCCUCCAGGGAAAACGUAAGCGCGAGGCGCUUGGCGAAGUUACGACUAAGAACAUCAACAAGAACAAGGCCGCUGCCACAGCUGCUAAGGACGGAAAGGGAAAAGGCAAAGAAGUAGUCCCACCGACCAAGGAAACGUUUGAUGGCGUAGUGAUAAAGGCGAAGCCCACUAUUCCUUUGAGACAGAUCCCCGUUCCUGCUCGUCGUACUACACGGUCUGUGAUUGCUCCAGAGGUAAAACCGUUAAAAGAUGUCAAGGAGGAACCCGUAGUCAAUGAUGACGAUGCGAUGGCUGUGGAUGACCACCCACCGGCUCCUGAGCCCACGCGACGCGUUUCAACCCGCAGGUCGGGGGCGAACACCCAACAGGUGAUCAACCAGGAGGUACAACGUGUUCAGGCUACUCGACGAACUUCGUCGCAUCUCGUCUUAAAGACUGAGGUACAUGAGGAAGUUCAAGACGAUCGUGUAUUUAAGAAGAGGCGAACGUCUUCUGAUGCUCCCGAAACCGACAUAGACGAGCAAGCGCAACACGAGGCAGAAGUGGCGGCAGUUCUUGAUGUUGAUGUAGCACCAGAAGCUGACCCCGAUGGUGACGAGUGGGACGAUCUCGAUGCUGAAGAUGCCGACGAUCCAUUGAUGGUCAGCGAAUAUGUUGUCGAGAUCUUCAAGUACAUGAAACAGACCGAGCUUAUAACACUUCCCAAUCCGGAAUACAUGGCAUCGCAAAAAGAGCUGGCCUGGUCGAUGCGUGGAAUCCUUCUCGACUGGCUGGUGCAAGUACAUGCACGGUUCCGAUUGCUUCCUGAGACUCUGUUUCUCUGCGUGAACAUCAUCGAUAGGUUUUUGUCGGCACGCGUCGUCUCCCUUGCUAAACUUCAGCUCGUGGGCAUUACAUGUCUCUUUAUUUCGUCCAAGGUCGAAGAGAUUGUGGCACCAUCCGUUUCGCACUUCCUUCACUGCGCGGAUUCAUCCUACACCGAAUCCGAGAUCCUUCUCGCAGAGCGGUACGUCCUGAAAACGAUCGACUGGAACUUAAGCUAUCCGAACCCGAUGCACUUCCUGCGCCGUAUAAGCAAAGCAGAUGAUUACGAUGUCAAAUCGAGGACGAUGGGGAAGUAUUUAUUAGAAGUGGGUACACUAGAGUGGCGGUUGCUGGCCACGCCACCUUCCCUGGUUGCUGCUGCUGCGAUCUGGUUGGGACGUCUCAUUCUCGGCAUUGAUAAAUGGACUCCUAAUCAUGCUCAUUACUCGUCGUAUGCGGAAAGCUCCAUAAUUCCGACUGCCAACCUAAUGCUUAAUUAUAUUCUCAAACCCAUCCGUCACGAAUCAUUUUACAAGAAAUACGCUGGCAAGCGCUUCAUGAAGGUGAGUAUACUCGUACGAGAGUGGGCACUAGAGCUGUGGGAAGAGGGCGAGCAGGUGUCUCUUUUAGCUGAGUUGCCAGCCAUUCGUGCAAGGAAUCGAGCGGAAAGGGAGCGGCUGGCGGCAGCAGGCUUGGACGGUGACGAGGAUGAAAACUCGUGA
Messenger RNA from Suillus bovinus, 1755 nucleotides. Its product is annotated as cyclin-like protein. Gene Ontology annotation, molecular function: cyclin-dependent protein serine/threonine kinase regulator activity. The record is from RefSeq and is a predicted model, not a curated record. The transcript is spliced from 5 exons. Gene Ontology annotation, biological process: regulation of cyclin-dependent protein serine/threonine kinase activity; G2/M transition of mitotic cell cycle. The coding region runs from base 1 to 1755 and encodes 584 amino acids. Lineage: Eukaryota; Fungi; Basidiomycota; Agaricomycetes; Boletales; Suillaceae. Gene Ontology annotation, cellular component: cyclin-dependent protein kinase holoenzyme complex; cytoplasm; nucleus.